UCGGCGUCCGGAAUGGCGGUUGAAGACGACUGUAAACUGAAGUUCUUGGAGCUAAAGGCGAAGAGGAACUACCGCUUCAUCAUCUUCAGGAUCGAGGGCCAACAGGUGGUGGUGGAAAAGCUCGGCAGCCCGGAGGAAAGUUACGAAGACUUCACCGCCUCCCUCCCCGCCGACGAGUGCCGCUACGCCGUCUUCGACUUCGACUUCACCACGGACGAGAAUUGCCAGAAGAGCAAGAUCUUCUUCAUCGCCUGGUCUCCUGAUACCUCAAAGGUGAGGAUGAAGAUGGUGUAUGCGAGUUCCAAGGACAGAUUCAAGAGGGAGCUUGACGGCAUACAGGUUGAGCUGCAGGCAACAGACCCCAGUGAAAUGAGCAUGGACAUUGUAAAAGCUCGAGCGAUGAUCUGA
Molecule: messenger RNA, 408 nt
Organism: Diospyros lotus (date-plum)
Lineage: Eukaryota; Viridiplantae; Streptophyta; Magnoliopsida; Ericales; Ebenaceae
Product: actin-depolymerizing factor 7
Exons: 2
Coding region: 13-408 (131 amino acids)
Biological process (GO): actin filament depolymerization
Cellular component (GO): cytoplasm; actin cytoskeleton
Molecular function (GO): actin filament binding
Source: RefSeq, a predicted model, not a curated record